UCUUCUCCCUGGGUGAGCCAGGGGGAUUACACUCUGGGUCCAACUUCCAGCCAACAGGAAGUGGUACCCAGACACUGCGGGGGUUCCCGACGCAGAGCCCCUGGUCUGGAGAUCCUGGCCAAAGGUGUUCUGUGACGGCAGUGACUUCUGUGGUCUAAGUGCCCAUGGAGAAUCUGCGGGGACCCAAGAAGCCUCAUUCAGGGAGGAGAGCCAGGUCUCUGGACAGGUCACACGGCCCCAAGAGGGACUCAGAGUCAUGGGACUGCCAGUGCCUGUCCCUGCCCAUGCUCACCACCCCCUCCAGGCGGCUGCUCCGCCGGACGGCCAGCGAUGGCACCAGAUGUCCCCGGAACCCAGCUCAGUCUGUGGAGGCUCAGGACACCAUGGCCACAGCCCUCAGCCCAGAGGAGAACAAGGAGUUUCUCCCCAGUGACCAGAGGCCUCCUCAGGACACCAAGAAUGACAAGGUCCAGAAGCGCAGCCAGCAGGGGUGGCUGAAGACCCUUAAAAACUUCAUUCUGAGGACAGGCCCAGAGGAGCCUAAAGAAAAGGGCAGCCACAAGGCAAAGGGGAAGGACAGCCUCUCCAAGCCUGCAGAAACCCCUGAGACACCGGGGGACACAGCUUCUAGGAAGAAAGCCCACGACAAGAAGGCCAGCCGAAAGAAACACAGUCACAAGAAACAUGUUGCUGAGGAAACCAAGGGGACCCAAGAUCAAGAGGCCGAAGGCCAAGAGACAGGGCUGCCCAAGGUGGCUGCUGCCCAGCACUCUGAGGAGGCCGACCUGGGCCCAGUACCUAAGGGUGGGGAAGGUUCUGAUCUCCACCAGUCCUUGUCCACUGAGGACAGAGGUCCUGGAGUGUCGGAGAUCUCUUCUCAAGCCACAGGUCACUGGCGGGAAGAGGAGCUCAAAAACCUUGACAAGGAGACUAUCAUCAGGAUGAUAGUGGAAUUUCUCCAAGGAGUGGGAGACCAGUGGGAGAAGGAGCGGCUCCAAGCUCCUCGGCCAGAGGUGGUUCCACAGAACCCAGCACCAGCCGUCAGGAAGAAAUCCCAAGAGAAGAAGUCGAGUCUCAAGAGAGCCUUUUCUCACAAGAAACAUGGCUCUGAGGAGCCUAAGAGAGCGGGGCCUGCAGAUGUUUCCAGCCCAGAGUCCCGGCCACUCAGGAGGCCCAACUUUCUGCCCCUGUGUGUGGGGGGCCACCAACCCUCCACCUCCAGCAGCCCUGAUUCGGAGGAACCCCACAUCCAAGAGGCCCUGUCCGCAGACAGCGGGGCUCCAAGACCCUUCGAGCUUGCCACCCAGGCAGGAAGCCAGGGACCCGAAGAGGCCUUGCAGACCAACAGAGCCUUGGAAUUCAAAGAAUUCAUCCAGAAGAUCACGGCCCUACUCCAGGAUGCAGAGGAGCAGUGCGGAGAGAAGCUUCAAGUCCAGGAACCAGAGGUGGCCAUGGAAAGCCUGUCCCCACCCUGCAGAAGGAAAUCCCCUGAGAAAAAGUCCAGCUUCAAGAAAGCUUUUUCUCAUAAGAAACACAGCUCCAAGGAACCGAAGAGAGCGGGGACUGCAGGUGUCGCCAACCCAGAGUCCCGACCACACAGGAGGCCCAACUUUCUGCCCCAGUGUGUGGGGGGCCAUCAGCCCUCCACCUCCAGCAGCCUCGAUCUGGACGAUGUCGAGGUCCAGGAGUCCUCGCCUGCAGAAGGGACCCCUGUUGGAUCCUCAGAAGUGUUCUCCCAGAUCAGAGGCCACAAGCCGGAGGAGGAACCGCAGCCGGACGAAGUGUUCGAAUCUAAGGAACUGAUCAUUCAGAGGCUGGUGGACCUUCUCCAAGAAGUGGAUGACCAGUUGGGGGAGCAGAUCCGACGACACCCCAGCUUUAAGAGGUUUUUACACAAGCUCUCAGACUCCUCCCUCAGGAAGCUGGCAGCCACCCUGCAGAGACAGAAGGCCCACCCUGCAGAGCCAGAAGGUCACCUCACCGAGAGAACUUACCACUUUGCCUUCGGCUCGUCUAACAGAUUUGCCGGCAACGAAAGCCAUGCGGUCCUGAGGCUCAUGGGCCUGUGCUAUGGUCGCAGCCAACACAGCUACGCUCACUUCCCAUGCCGGGUGGCCCAGCAGAACAUCGCAAGUCAUGAAACCCAAAGUCCAGAUUAAAAGCUGUGCUUUAAACUCAAGUUCCCUUGACCUAUUCAAAUAAUUGGCAGCUUGGGGCCUCCUCAGGACCUUCACAGAUAUGAAUGACGACAAGAAGGGAUGGGCGUCUGCGCCCGGGUGCCAUCUUGGGCUUCCUGAGACUGAGACAUACGAAGCCCUCUCCCACUUAGCUGGACGAGGAAGCCAUGCUGGGGAAAGGAGGGCAAGUCCUGGGAGUUAGGAUACCAGAGCACCACCUGCUGACCUGCUCCAAACUUGCUGCAAGACCCAGACUUGUUUGUCUUCUCUCCAGACCUUGGAUUCUGGCCACGACUACGUAUGCAGCCCAUGGGAUCCCUCUGACUCCACUGUGCUCAAGUGUCUCUAAACGGUGGGGGGGGGGGGGGGGGGAGGGUCAGUGCUUUCACUCAGUGGCUAACUACGCGCCAGUGAGCUGGAGGCAGUCCU
Molecule: messenger RNA, 2606 nt
Organism: Mustela erminea (ermine)
Lineage: Eukaryota; Metazoa; Chordata; Mammalia; Carnivora; Mustelidae
Gene: BNIP5
Product: BCL2 interacting protein 5
Exons: 12
Coding region: 165-2159 (664 amino acids)
Source: RefSeq, a predicted model, not a curated record